AUGGUCGCCGGACAAGCCAUCAAGAACAAGGCUCGCCAGCUCUUCAUGAAGAACUGGUACUCGCCUGAGGUCAUUCCGAUCUACAUCAUCACUGGUCUCGCUGCCGGCGGUGCCACCUGGUACCUCACGCGCCUGGCUCGCGGCCCCGAUGUCAUCUGGGACCGCAAGAACAACCCGACCCCGUGGAACAACGUUGAGCCCGGCACCCAGACCAAGCUCAUGACUGUCAACCAAAAGUUCGACAAGCAGUACAGCCGCGACAGGCUCUAG
Pseudozyma flocculosa PF-1 is the source of this 270-nucleotide messenger RNA. RefSeq lists its product as uncharacterized. The record is from RefSeq and is a predicted model, not a curated record. NCBI's taxonomy places the organism in Eukaryota, Fungi, Basidiomycota, Ustilaginomycetes, Ustilaginales, Ustilaginaceae. Bases 1 to 270 code for a protein of 89 amino acids. The transcript has 4 exons.